Amoebophrya sp. A25 is the source of this 323-nucleotide messenger RNA. Lineage: Eukaryota; Dinophyceae; Syndiniales; Amoebophryaceae. The record is from the annotation of a GenBank genome assembly.
UAUCAAGUUCGCUGCAAGGGAGUAGAGCACACAAAGAUCAAGCUGCACUGCGAUGAAUGCAUCGAAAGGCCAGUGAAGAAUGGUCUACAUCCAUGCCGCAACUACAACAGUGAGGAUAUGCGUGAGUACGUCGAGCGCCAGUUCCUCGAGCGAAAUCUUCGCCCAAGCCAUCAAUGUGAAGUGAAGGAGAAGCUCGACACUUUCUUCAGUCCGGACGCUCCGCUUGGGCCAGUCAAUGCCAACGAUCUGGGCGCGCUCAUGCCCUAGGAGUGUCGAGUGUGAUCUAUUGGCGUUAAGUCAACUAAGAACUGCACAAAAACGGC